This is a messenger RNA of Microstroma glucosiphilum, 6761 nucleotides long. RefSeq lists its product as hypothetical. Gene Ontology annotation, cellular component: THO complex part of transcription export complex. Lineage: Eukaryota; Fungi; Basidiomycota; Exobasidiomycetes; Microstromatales; Microstromataceae. The record is from RefSeq and is a predicted model, not a curated record. The transcript has 4 exons. The coding region runs from base 35 to 6640 and encodes 2201 amino acids. Gene Ontology annotation, molecular function: mRNA binding. Gene Ontology annotation, biological process: mRNA export from nucleus; mRNA processing.
GCCAAUCCUUCCGCCUCUUCUCAUCUCAUCCGUCAUGGCGACGGCGCCUUCGGAGAGCUCACAGAGCGCAGCAGAUCUUGUGGCUCAUUGUCUAGCACAGUGGGAUACCGGGGGCCGUGAAAGAUUACACGCGGCCCUCAUUGCUUCUACUGAGGCGCAAGCACAUUCGGCUCUGCCUCACACUUUUGUGCAUUUAUGGAAGGCACUGCUGUUCUUGCAUGCUACGGCGCCUUCUCUCAACACAUCCGCUUUCAUCUCACUCAUAGAAGCGCUUCCGCCGACUCGAGCUGCAGUGGAGACUCUCGAGCAAGAGUCUGAACAUGCAGGGAAUGUGUCCACUGAUGGCGCUGGGCCAAGCCGACUCUCUACGCCUGCCGUCCAGACAGGAACUCCUCCGGCAGUGGACAGCGAAUCGCCUUUUGCUCACAUCAUUCUUGACGUGAUUUGGGCAGUCGAUGUGGAGAUCGAGUUGAGACGAGAGGUGGCAGAGGCUGGCGGUCUGGCAAGCUUGUUGAUGACCGAUGAAGAGCAAAGCGAAGCCAACAAGGGCAAGGGCAAGAAGAGGAACUCUGCCUCGGACGAGGCCAAGGCCGCCAAGGAGAACUUGGCAGAUCUCGUUCGCAACUUGAUGACAUCGAGCUGUCUCUCUAGAGCUUCUGUCGCCGAAAGACUUGAGAUUCCGAUGCUGACGGCAAUCGGGCUGCUGAGCGACGACGCGACAUUCAACAAGAAAGGCGUUCGUAUCAAUACGUCGAAUCUUUACAAGCAACAAAAGUUCAACCUCUUGAGAGAAGAGAACGAGGGCUAUUCAGGACUGAUCAACGAGCUCUUGGGCGGAAUGGGUCCAGAGUUGAUUGCGCUCUACGAUGUUCCAUUUGAUAAACCUCAUGAUUGGUACUCGGCUGCCGCUCGUGUGGUAGAGCAGGAGAAACCGGAGCAGCGCAAUCGCAGGGCAAGAGGUGUAAUGCGGAACAUUUCGGCUCUCAUAGGCUAUUUCGAUCUCGACCCAAGCAGGGUCUUGGAUAUGAUACUCGACGUCUUCGCAAGCAACGUCACCCUCCAUUGGCCAUUCUUUCUAUCGCUAGUGGCGGCUUCUCCUUGGACGCGGGACAGGAGGAGAAGUCAUAUGAAGUACGAUCAGGAGGCCGGCUCUCGCGACGACGUGAUGGAUCUCGAUGGCCCCGAAAGUAGUAUAGCCGAUACGAUCGUCGACCCAAGUACAAACAGCAACUCAACCUGUGCUCAAUUGCUGGGCUUCAAGUUCGAUUACUAUCGCCUGCCAGAAACGCGCGAAGAGGUGCCUGCUGAGCUAUAUCUGAUGAGCGCACUCCUGAUCAAAGAAGGAGUCAUCUCGUUCUCCGACCUCUGGAAUCAUCUGUCGCCAAGUGAGGAAGGCAUGAAGGCUCUGCAAAGUGAAUACAAUGCUGCACUCAAGAGCAAAGCCACGUCCGCUCGCAGCAACGCACUCACAAUGGCAGCACCACUAGCUGACGACGACAAUGCAGAGGCCGCUGGAGGAAACGCCGACAAGGACAAAGAAGCUGAGCUCGUCACCAAAAAUCCUCCUAAUCAAAUCCUGGGCCUCUUGAAGGCGCUUCUCUCUUUAGGGGAGCUGAAACAUGCACAAUUCAUCCUUGGAUUGUACCCCUGGCUCGUAGGCUGCUUUCCGGAAGUUGCAGAGCUCUUUGCUCGCCUUUUGAAGGUAGUGGUAGAGCCGUUGUACAGAACGGCUACAAGCCCUGCAGUUCCUGGCGUCUUCUCUGAGGAGUUCCUGAAUGGCACCAGGAUGCGCUUCAAUGUGCAGCGUCAGGCUCUCUUCCCCUCUCCGCCUCCUCGCUUGGUGCCCACUGCCCUCGCAAUUGAGCCCAUCAGCACGGCGCACUCCCGCUAUGUCUUCGCCUUUGGCGAUAGCUGGAUGCGGUCAUUACCACAAUGCCGGUCGCAAGAGGACAUCGGCAGUAUUCUGCUUCCCUUGUUGCGCCUGCUCGGAGUACACCUCCAUAUCAAUGUCUCCCUGUUCCAGCAUGUCUGCCGCUUGGGUAGAGCUCAUUUGAAGAAUAUGAUGUGCGAAGUCGCUCCGGACGGGUCGGUACCGCGGCUUCGGGGAGACUGGCUUGAGAUCAUUCGAUUCCAUCUCCUCCCAGCUCUGUCACUCACGAAUGGAAACGCCGGUCUUUUGAACGAGCUUUGGAGUCUCCUUCAGGUCUUGCCGUAUGAAGAGCGCUUCACACUGUACGGAGAAUGGAAGAACGAGCUCUACAGGCGUCCUGAAGUGCGCUACCGUCAGAUGGAGACAGAGAAAGAAGCCAAAGGUAUCCUCAAACGAAUCAGCAAGGACAAUCUUAAGAUUUCUGGCCGUGCUCUUGCCAAGGCAUCUCAUGCCAAUCCACUCAUCUUCUUCACGGUCGCUCUCAAUCAAGUACAAGUCUACGACAAUAUGAUUCCUCAUAUCGUGGAAUGCGCGAAGUACCUAACGCCUCUCGAGUACGAUGUCUUCUCCUUCAACCUCAUUGAUGCUCUGAGCAAUCCCGAAAAGGAGCGGACCAAGCAAGACGGUACCAACAUCAGCUUGUGGCUCAAGAGUCUUGCGUCAUUUGCAGGGACUCUGUACCGCAGAUACGCCAGCAUGGAUCCACUCCCCGUGUUGCAAUACAUAGCCAAUCAGCUCAAGGCCAACAACUCAAAGGAUCUUGUCAUCGUUUGCGAAUUAGUGUUGAAGAUGUCCGGCAUCGAGCCGCUGGCCAACCUAGCAGACAAGCAGAUUGCGGCACUCAGUGGAGGUAGAUCUCUUAGAAUGGAAGCGAUGAUGGCCGCCAACGCUGGGCCCGGCACACCAGCCCGUCAGCAAAUCAGAAGGACAGGCGCUCGACUCAUGGCCUCUUUGCGUCACAGUCGACUGGAUGUGGCUCUCUUACUGCUGAUAGCGCAGCAGAGGCAGGUAUGCGUUCACCUUGUCCCAGAGCAGGAAGCGCAUUUGCGCUACCUUGGCAAUCUGGCUGACUCGUGCCAGGAGGUUCUCUUCCAGUACGUCGAAUUCCUUCACAGUCAGGUCGAGCCGGCAGCCUAUGCUGAGCUUGUGCCAAAUCUGAGGGCCCUUUGCGUCCGCUUCGAUAUCGAACCAGCCAUUGCAUUCCACCUGGCACGGCCCCGACUUCUGUAUGCUAUGAAGCAAGCAGACGACGCGGAAGCUGAACAGAAACUUCGGGCUGAACUGCUGGCGAGCAAGGCUAGAACAGCUUCUCCAGUGGUCAACAAAGAAGAGGAGACAAACGAUCAGUCAAUUGAGGGUGCUGUCAGCAGCAAUGCAGUCACCGUCAGCGCGUCGCCUACGACAGGCACAACGGACGACAAAGACAAGGCUCUGAACAUCUGGCGGGCUGGAUUGCAAGAAGCAAUCGACGUGGCGUCGGACCUUCUCAGCGAGGGCGUGAAGCGCGUCCUCACUCCUCAGUACUUUGCGACUUUCUGGCAGCUCUCGCUAGCAGAUAUUCAAGUACCCACAGAACGCUACGAGCAAGAGAUGCGUGUCUAUCAGCAGCUCAUUAAGGAAGCAGACUCAGGCGAUGGCGCUAAAAAGCCGGCGGCGUUUCAUCGGCAUCAAGAAGCAUUGGAGCAAUUGCGCGCUGAACUCAAAGCAAGGGCUCUGGCUCAUCAGGGCACGCGCCGACGUCUAGCCGUAGAGAAGGAUCACUGGUUUCCCGACAACGACGGCACGACUCGUCGGGAUCUUGUCCAGCAUCUCAUACAGUAUUGUCUUCUUCCUCGAGCUCUCCUCUCCCCGACGGACGCCAUGUUCGCAGGGAAGUUCAUUCGCCUGAUGCAUCUCAAUGGCGCCCGCAACUUCUCGUCGCUUACCCUGUACGAUCGACUCUUCAUUGAGCAUAUCGCACCAGUCAUCUUCACGUGUACGGAGAAUGAGGCGAACAGUUAUGCAAGAUUCAUUCAGGUAGUACUUGACGACCUCAUGCCGUGGUAUAAGAGUCAAGCGCUCUUCGACAAGGAAGUUGUCGGCAAGAAUCUUCCAGGCUUUCAGAUGCGAUGGGGCAACCGCCGUGGAGGUGAGGUGAUUCCCAAGGAGGCAAUGUGCUCUUAUGAACAAUUCAGAGAGGUACUACGCAAAUGGCACGAUCAUAUGAGGGCGGCUUUCAAGCUCUGUCUCUCCUCAAGAGACUUCAUGCGAAUCAGAAACGCCAUCGUUGUCAUGAAUAGGAUCGCUCACCAUUUCCCUCUCUUUGAGACACAUGGGCAAAAUCUCAUACAAGUCGUCGAAAAGUUGACUCAGGAAGAAACGCGAGGGUCACUGAAAGUACUGGGGCAGGGCUUGUUGGCCACACUCAAGAAGCGUCAACCUGAGUGGAUAGGCAAAGCGCCCAAGAAGACCGCCGAGAAGGAGGCCGCCCCUUCAGGCGCUGCUGUACAAGCCCCAGCCGUGGCUAGCAAAGCUGAAAGUGCUGACAUCAAGACCCAACCUGUCGUAGCUGACACGGCCGGCAACAGGACACCUGCUUCGAAAACUCCGGCGCCGGCGAAGACGAAUGGUGAAAAGGUGGACACUGUCACUCGCCCUGAGUCGUUGCCGCAAGGACCCCGCAAUGCCCCUCCUAGUGGGCCUGCCGCUGACCGAGAGCGAGCAGCAUCUGCUUCAGCACCCGCACGCUCACGCUCACCUCUACCGGCGGCAGAACCCACUGCUCGACGCAAUGCCAAUGCAGCUGCUGCAUCUGAGGCCCAGGGGCAGUCUCAACAGAAUGCAAGUGCGGCAUACGGCUCCCGCGCUUCCAGAGUUGAGGCUCUGGCGCAGCGCCCCGCGAACGGCAGAGCUCCCGCGUCCGCUUCUUCGCUGCCUGCCCGACCAUCGGGACCAGGAAGAGAUCGGGAGCGCGAAAGGGAGAGCGAGCGAGACCGGGAGAGGAAGAAGGAUUCUGACCGAAGCAACGAGGAGCGGGUAGGCAGCGGCGGAGAUGAUCAGUAUCGUAAGACGGCCGGAUCCCAUGCAACACAUCGCAGCACUCCAAUGGCAGACAGCCCGCUGCCCACUGGUCCUCGCAGCAGCAGCUCGAGAGCCGAUAACAGAGAAUCGGUGGCAAGCUCUGCUGAACCAAUUAGCGUCUCAGCCGCUCGUCAGGCUGCUCUUGACUCGAUGAAUCCUCCCGCUAGCCCAGCUUCGACCUCAGCAGCGCAAGGCGUCCGAGAUCGACUUGCCCCUGCCGGCUCUGAAAGGGGUCGUCAUGCCCCUUCCACCAGCAAAACUUCCUCCAGGGCUUCGUCCCCAUCACGCCUUCGCGAUAGCGAAGCAUCCGCAAGGAUGUCCGCAGCGUCACGGGAGCCCUCGCCCAGGACUACAAGGGCUGAGGAUGAUGCCAGCGCUCGUGGCAGAGAUGCGCGGCGCGAGCGUGAAGACCGCGAUCGAGACUAUCACAAGGAUCGACGUGACCGUGACAACAGGGAUGCUCGAGAUGCAAGAGAUAUCAUCACUGAGCCUAGAGAUGCGAAAGACUCGAGAGAGCAAGGUCGCGAUAGGGAGGAGAGGCGGAGGGCUGGUGAUGCGCGUCGUUCUGAGGGAGACCGAUAUGGCAGCAGCUCUGAUCGCGAUCGAGUCCGCGAUCGGACUGCCCGUGACGAACGUCGAGAUGGACCAGAGCCAAGGCGACCUCGCGACGAACCUGAGAGGAGUGAUUCAGGUGCACCUCGCAACGACCGAGCACCUCCCCAAGGACCCCGAGCAGCGACAGCUACGAGUCCUUCUGCUGUCGAGGAUGCUACCGCUGCAGCUUACAAGCGGCGUCGUGUCGACAGGAACGAUACAGCACCACCACAGACCGCAUCGGCCCAUGAUACUCAGGAUAACCGUUACCCUCGGGGCGGCAGAUACCCGGAUAGCAGAGAUCCGCCAAGUGGUCCUGCUUUGCGCACUGAGAGUUCGAGCUCAGCAGUCACCUCUUCUCGGCCUGACCUGAUCGAUCGUCCACCCACUAGAAGCUCUUCCAUGAAUUCCACGGCUCCGCCCUCAUCGAGAGACGACUUGUCCAGAAGUGCAGUCGACCCCAACAGGGGCCGCAGGAGUAUGGGUGGCUCUGGUGCCGAGGCGACAGAGGCUGCUCACAGCCCUUCAGGAUUAAAGCGAAGCUUGGCAGAUCGUCUUUCGGGACAGGAAAGGGCUGGAACUCCUUCGUCUCCCUUGGGUAGUCCCGUCAAUGAUCGUGCAACCCCGGAUGGUCCCGAUCAGAAGCGUGCGCGAGUCAAUCGCAAUCGCUUCAGUGAUGUAGGGACUGCGAGCGCAGGAAGGAAUGACCGGAUGAGCGCUCCUGUGUCGCCAGUCGGAACCGAUGCCAGUCGAUCGCAACAGCAGCAGCAGCGAAGGGGUCCGGACAUUGCUAGUGGUGCGGCCGAGGGAAGUGCCACGCCUCCUGUUCGAUCGGUUUCUAUCAGUGGCUCCGCUGCCAGAGAGAGGGAGAGGCGGGAAACGCAAAGGGCGGACAUCCGGGAUCCGCCAACGGGUCCCUCGUCGACGGCGCGCGGAGCAAGGGGGAGCGGCUAUGCGGACGAACGAGAUCGCGACGGGGGCUACGGUCGCAGAAGGGGAAGGGAGGAAGGCCGGUCCUUCAAGGACCGUUCCAGACGUAGGGCCGGAGAAGAAUGAAUUUGCGGGAAUAGAUUGGGGACUGUAGUAAUCAAUCGUCUUUGCGCGAUCACACGGACGGCCAUUCCCCUUGUAGCAACAACCCUCACUUCCUCAAUGCAAGUCAUCCUUGCACCCUCCC